CUACUUCCUGACCAGUGUAAAGUUCAGUUGUGACAGACUGACUGGUUAGAUAUUUGUUAGGUCUGAGAUGUUAAGUUGAAAGAGUAAGCCUAGUUGAAAAAAGACCUGCCAGGCAUGAAGUGUGGUAUGUUCUACUGCAUGCAACUGCACUUUUGAGGAUAUAAAAGCCUAAUUUCUUCUCAGGUUAAGACUUGGGCUAAUAUAACGUUACAGGUUUGCUACACUGAAUGAACACAAACGAGCACAUGACAUUAUGCAGGAAUCAAUUGGAUCGAUUGUGAAUUUACUAGAAUCAUACAGAGGAAGAGACAAGGUGGUCCGAACACUCUGCUAUGGCUCCCAGCUGGUUGGAGGCGUUCUUUCCCAGAAGACUGCAGGGUCGUCUGAAAUCGGAAAGAGUCUUAUGUUGUUUUCAGCACAGCUCAGCCACUGCAGAACUGUCCUGAGGCUUUUCGACGACCUCUCCAUGGUUGCCUACUCGAGGAAUUAUGGAUUAGGAAACAGGGAGGAGGACAGUAUAGUCCGAUGUAUGUCAGUUCUUAACAAUGUUGCGGAUCAGCUGUACUACCCAUGUGAACACGUUGCCUGGGCUGCAGAUGCAGAGUUGAUCAAGGUCAAGUCAGACAAAUGGUGGACUCUGAGUACACUACUUUGGGCCUCAUCUUUGCUACUAGGAGCCCUCAGAUCAAUUAGAAUCAUCGUUCUGCUUAGGAGAAAGCUGCGUAAAAGCCGAAGAACAGCACAGGAAAAUGUCAGUGAAAGACUGGCCAUGCAGAGAGAGUGUCAACAACAAAUGAAGAUGGAGUUCCUGGGUAUUCUCAGCUCCCUGGCAGACCUUAGCAAUGCCAUACACUGGAUGCCCCCUGGUAUUCUCUGGGCAGGACGCUUCCCCAACUGGCUUGUGGGACUGAUGGGCACAGUCUCAUCUUUCAUUGGCUUGUAUCAGAUGAGCUCAAGUGAUGGUGAACAUGAAGCGACUUCUUGACUUCUUGAUACAACUAACUCUAACAAACAAACAAAAAAAAGAAAAGAAAACUUUCUUUAUUUCUUAAAAAAAAUCUUAAUUUUGCACUCCAAAUUUUCACUGAGAUGCCUUUUUGAGAUGGAAAAUGACUUGUAAAUUGUACUUAUUAAUUACCUGUAGAUUUUUGUCAAUUGAACAGUAACCUAAUGUCCAUUGAAUGUAACCUCUGCAUCUUAUAUAUAUGGAGUCCUAGAGUUAAGACUUUAGAAACUUUAAGCCUUUAGAUUCUUUGUCAAUAUGAGCCCUGCCUUGACCAUGGUCAUGAUGAUUUCAGUUAUGUAGCAAUUGCUCUGUCUCUAUCAAAUCAUUUUAUAGAGAAGUUUACAUCUAUGGCCAGUUGAAUGGACAGUUUGGCUACAGUGGGAUUUUUCUGCAUUGCUUUGUAUUUGUAAUUUAUGCUUUGGCUGUUAAUUAUACUGUUGACAUUGAAUAAAGACAGUGUUAUUUAGAAUGAG
Messenger RNA from Alosa alosa (allis shad), 1479 nucleotides. It is a transcript of the gene pex11g, whose product is annotated as peroxisomal biogenesis factor 11 gamma. Gene Ontology annotation, biological process: peroxisome fission. The record is from RefSeq and is a predicted model, not a curated record. Bases 254 to 985 code for a protein of 243 amino acids. NCBI's taxonomy places the organism in Eukaryota, Metazoa, Chordata, Actinopteri, Clupeiformes, Clupeidae. Gene Ontology annotation, cellular component: peroxisomal membrane. The transcript is spliced from 5 exons.